Molecule: messenger RNA, 1146 nt
Organism: Phytophthora nicotianae INRA-310
Lineage: Eukaryota; Oomycota; Peronosporomycetes; Peronosporales; Peronosporaceae
Exons: 3
Coding region: 1-1146 (381 amino acids)
Molecular function (GO): nucleic acid binding
Source: RefSeq, a predicted model, not a curated record
AUGCCGCGAGGGAAGCUUUUGACUGUGACGGAACGUGAGCGCAUUAAAGUCUACAACGAAGAAGGACUAAGUAACCGUGAGAUCGCCCGACGCAUUAAACGCACCGAGGGGGCCAUUAGGAACUUCCUGAAGGCGUCCACACGGACACACCAGCCUCAGAAAGUGGGCAGACCAUCGAUUCUUCACGAGCGGGAUGCCAGGCAGAUUUUUCGCCUAGCUGUUUCUCGCAACCUGUCCUCCAAGAAGAUCGCGGCCCUAAUUCCCGUCCGCCCUAGUGUAUCUACGGUCCUUCGUGUGCUACGGAGAAGUCCCUACGCCAUCUUCUCAAAGAGAAAACCUGCUCCAGCGCUAAAGCCUUAUCACAAGGGUGGCGCCGAACUCAUGUCGAAGCGAGUCAACGGUGGAGGAACCGUAAUGAUCUGGGCUGGAGUGUCGAUGUAUGGAAACACUGACGUGGCUUUCCUCGAGGGAAGGCAGGAUGCUGCUAAAUACACGGCGACACUGCGAGAAAAUUUGCUUCCUUACCUGGACAAACUUCGGCUAAAAAUGGGCGAUACUGAGCCUAUUUUCCAGCAGGAUAAUGCAUCAAUUCAUGCGGCCAGGCUCACCAAGGCAUUCCUUCAAGCUAAGAACGUCUCGACAAUGGUGUGGCCUGCCAAGAGCCCCGACUUCAACAUCAUCGAGAACGUGUGGGGACACUUGGCCAGCCGAGUGUACGCAAAUGGUCGUCAAUUUGACACCCGGGCUGAAUUGAAGGCCUGCAUCAAGACGGAGUGGGCUCGCAUUGAACCAGACUACAUCAAGAAGUUGAUAAAAAGCAAAGCGAAGAAUCUUCCGGAGGCGACUGUCGCUGAGGACGCCCAGCGCGUGGCCUUUGAUAUUGUCGUCUGGUCUCAAGAUUCAUCCGUCCAACAAGCCAGCCAGGAAGCUGCGGAACCACCGACCAGCCAGUCAUCGGAGGAAGCACUGCCUCCUGAGAGUCCAGUCGCUGUGGACUCAUACGGCAUUCCGCUUGACGUACACCGCUACCGUCAACCUGGCAAGCGCGAUGACGUAUGGGACGUAGCCCAUAUACUCGCAACUCCAUACGCAGUGGGCGAUGACGACCAUUCGCAGUUUCACAGUACAAAACGUGUUUAUACUUAG